AGAUUUCUAUGACUAUUCCAGGUUCUCACAGAAUUCUAGGAAUUUCAUAACAUUUCAUUUGGGACUCAUUGUUGUUGCGUUCGUGACUACGUGACUAACUGUCUGUGCGACGAACAGUUUCUACCUCAAGCAUGUCUUUAAAAGAAGAAAACGACAAUGUUGAAGAUGCACUAUCAGAUGAUGACAAGCCAUCAUUUCCUACAAAAACAAAUGAAAUCGUGGAUGAAAGUUUUAACCUGGAGAAAAUGCUUGAUCCAGAUGCAGAGUGUGUUGAUUUGGAACAUUGUCGCAUUGGAAGUAUUGCUGGUUUUGAACGACUAAAAAAAGUGGAAGAAUUAUGUUUACGAAAUAAUCUACUAAAACAAAUCCAAGGUCUUGGUUGUCUCGCUUCAACUCUUACGUCUCUUGACCUUUAUGAUAACAGGAUCAAGAAAAUUGAGAAUUUGGAAGAUCUCGUCUUGCUAGAAUCUCUGGAUUUGUCAUUCAACCUUAUGCGAACUAUCGAAGGAUUAGAAAACCUUGUCAAAUUAAAGAAAAUUUAUUUGCUGACAAAUAAAUUCACGAAAAUUCAAAACCUUAGUCACUUAACAAGUCUGACUAUGCUGGAGCUUGGUGAUAACCGUAUUAGGGCGAUUGAAGGGUUAGAAACGCUCAAAAAUCUUCAAGAAUUAUAUCUUGGGAAAAACAAAAUCACAACUAUAGGGAACCUCAGUGAGCUGAAAAACCUGAAAAUCUUAGCUCUCAUGAGCAACAGAAUAACAAAGAUUGAAGGUCUUGAUGCACUCACUAAUCUGGAAGAGCUUUAUAUGAGCCACAACGCAAUUGAAAAAAUUGAAGGCUUGGAAAAUAAUACUAAUCUUCAGACAUUAGAUGUUGCUGGAAACAAAAUAACUCGAGUAGAGAAUCUUUCUCAUUUGUCAGAACUGGAAGAGUUUUGGGCAAACGACAACAAAAUCCAUGAUUGGAACGAUAUGGACGAACUAAAGAAAUGUCCCAAGUUAAUUACCGUCUACUUGGAACACAAUCCUCUACAGACUUCCCAUGCCACGCAAUACCGCAGAAGGUUAAUGGCCAUUAUGCCAAAUUUGAAGCAAAUUGAUGCCACGUACACACGGAGCGCUAUGUGAGGCUUAUGUAUCUAGUAAUGGAAACGGGGGCCAAGAUGGCCACCUUUUAAGAACUGUCAACAUCCAUUAUUAAUGGGUCUGUAUCUAUUUUUACUCCCGUAUAAAGUGCUCUCGUUGAAUCGUUAGGUUUCAAUUAACUGCACUAAUGUUCUUGUUGGUUCGAUCGUAUUUCAAGGUCGUUGAAAUAAUAAAUUCGAAUUGUAUUGUCUUCAAGUAAUUGCAUUAAAAAUUUUCAAUAAACAAUAUGUAGUCUGACUUUUAUUUGAGAUAUCCUUUUAGUUGCUGGACAGAAAGAUGAAAUGUUUUGAACAUUUUUAUAUACAUCAAAAAUAUUUAAGUUUGUCAAAACUUUUUUUAUCCUUCAUUUUUAUGUCUCUUGUAAACAUUUUAGGAUUAGCGGUCUCUUUAUGAUUUGGAUUUUUUACAUUCUACCACUUAUGUUUAAGAUAUAUUUUUCAUCCCUUAAUAGAAAAGUUUCUGCAUAUCAAGAUUGUGUGAACUGUCUUAAAUAUAUUUCAUCAAAAACAUUUUAUAUCAGUCA
Messenger RNA from Ciona intestinalis (vase tunicate), 1668 nucleotides. NCBI's taxonomy places the organism in Eukaryota, Metazoa, Chordata, Ascidiacea, Phlebobranchia, Cionidae. The record is from RefSeq and is a predicted model, not a curated record.